AUGCGCGAAUCCUAUAAAAGUCGUGAUCAAAUCGCAGAAACAGUUCUCAAAUCUUCAGAUUUCGGUACAAUUCGAGUAAGUCAACAUUUUCCUAGAAAUACAAAAAAAGUUUCAUUUAGGAAAUAGUUCGAUAUUCUGUGAACUCAUCAUUGAAUGAACACAGAACGAAACAUGAAACUGAACCUAGAGUUUACGAACACAAAGGUAAUUAUUUUACUUUAUGAAUCAAUAAAAUAAAAAAUUUCAUCUAUUUUAGAACGUGUUAUUCAUAGUUUGGUUCAAAGUUGGCUGAAUAAAAAUGGAUAUCCCUUGGCUGCAAUUGCAAUGAAAUGUGAAAUGAACGGAAAUUUAAUCGAAAACCCCGAAAGAUAUAUUGUUUCUGGAGAACUAUUUGAGAAUAAUUUAAGAUUACAAUCAGAGAAAAAUCUGCCACCAGUUAAUUCAGAAAAAGAAAUAUGGGAACAACGAGAACUUCCAUUAAUCGAAAAAGAAGAAAAGGAUGUUAUUAACAUAAGAAGAUCACAAGAAACCUUGGAAAAAUCGAUGAAACAAAGAAUUGAAAAAGAAGUCGAGAGAGUUAGUUUCAAAUAAUUUUCUAGAAAUUUGUGUUUCUUUUUUCUUAUAGAAAAAUCGUAUAAAAGAAAAAUCUGAUGAUGAAUCCGAAAAAUCUUCGAGCGAUGAAACAACAUCGGCAACAUCUGACAAGUUAGUUUUUUGAAUCGAUCAAAUUGUUACCUUUUUCUUUAGUGACACAUCUUCAAGUUCCGGAACAGAUGAACCAAAAAAUUGGGGUCCUUCAAAAAUAGAAUUGGUUACUGAUAAAAUGAUGGUGGAUUCGGAGAAAAAAGAACAAUUCGAUGAACGGAAAACAGUGGAAGUGAAAAGAGAAGAGAUCGAAGAAGGAGAUUUGGAAGAACUUAAAUUCCCAGAAGAUGAUUCAGUAGACGAAUUGGAUGAUUUUGAUACUGGACUUCUUUCUUCUGGUGGUUCUGAUAUAUCAUUUUAA
This is a messenger RNA of Caenorhabditis angaria, 1006 nucleotides long. The record is from the annotation of a GenBank genome assembly. Lineage: Eukaryota; Metazoa; Nematoda; Chromadorea; Rhabditida; Rhabditidae.